UUCUGUUUGACGUUUCUCUCCGUGAAUUGAACCUGAAACGUUUCUCUGGUCGGUGUUUGUGGUGUAAAAUGUGACUUUCUGCCGCGGUGAGACUCUAACGGAGCCUCGGUGACAGUCGGUGCCGCUGAAGGAGGCCGAGAGGCUGCGAUUCCGGAGCGGCGGUGAGUCCGUCCCGCUACAUGCUACGUGUCCAGCGGCGGCGGCUGGCGAACGGAGCUAGCUAACGGAGCUAGCAUGGAUCCAGAGCUGUAACCGGGACUUUAUCGGCUCACAGGCACCGAGCAGAUGUUCAGCAGCUGGAAACCGCCACCGCGGAGCCAACAUGGAGGACGGUCCGGUGUCCACCAGCUAACCGAAAGGAGAUGGAGGCUAAUUUAAGGAGUUCCGUCUGAGUUUUAGUUCAACUGGAGUCCAAAAAUGAUGUAUUCAUCGAGGAGGAAGCCUGUUCUCUACUUCAAAGAGGAGAGGAGGUUCCUGUCUGGUAAAUGUACCAUCUACAAGCUGUUCGGUCUCUGCAUGGUUCUGGUUCUGGUCUCUCUGCUCUGGCUGCAGCUCAGCUGUUCAGGUGACAUGUCCUCCAUGACACAAGACGACCCCCUUGUCCACCAGCAGCAGCCGCCACCACCGCCCUGUCAGGGGUCUGUGGCGGACGACCCGUCCUGGGGUCCUCACAAACUGGCGCUGGUGGUUCCGUUCAGAGAGCGCUUCGAGGAGCUGCUGGUGUUCGUGCCCUUCAUGCACACGUUCCUCAGCAAGAAGAAGAUCCGCCACAAGAUCCUCAUCAUCAACCAGGUGGAUCACUACAGGUUCAACCGGGCAUCCUUGAUCAACGUGGGCUACCUGGAGAGUGGCAAUGACACCGACUACCUGGCGAUGCACGACGUGGAUCUGCUGCCGCUGAAUGACGCUCUGGACUACGGCUUCCCCGAAGACGGUCCGUUCCACGUGGCGUCACCGGAGCUCCACCCGCUGUACCACUACAAGACGUACGUGGGAGGAAUCCUGCUGCUCACCAAGAAGCACUACCACAUGUGUAACGGGAUGUCGAACCGGUUCUGGGGUUGGGGCAGAGAAGACGACGAGUUCUACCGACGGCUGAGAAAAGCCGAGUUACAGCUGUUCAGACCUCACGGCAUCGACACCGGGUAUAAAACCUUCCUGCACAUCCACGACCCGGCCUGGAGGAAACGGGACCAGAAGAGGGUCGCCGCUCAGAAGCAGGAGCAGUUUAAGGUGGACCCGGAGGGAGGCCUGACCAACCUGCGGUACCGGGUGGAUUCCCGGCAGGAGCUGAGCAUCAGCGGAGCUCCCUGCACCGUCAUCAACACCAAGCUGGAGUGCGACCAGAGCCUGACUCCCUGGUGUCUGCUGGGAUGACCUGUUCCACCGGUACGAGCCGGAUCUAACCGGACUAACGAACAAACUACUAGAGGUACAUCUGGACUGUAAGAACUGUGACCGACCGGAGCUGCUUCAGGACUUAAAACUAAGACUCGUCGUCGGUUGUUCCUUCGUGCAAACAGAGCGACGGACGCUUCAUGAACAAUCUGCCGCAUCGUGCUGUAACUGUUUUUGUUUUUUAGCUUUCUAUCCACGGUGAAGAUAAAGAUUUAUCGGUCAAAUAUUGAGUUUUUUUUUUUAUUUCUGUCUGACAGGAGAAGCAGUAAGUAUUUUUUAUUUAAGUUUUGCUACAAUAGAUCCCUCAGUGACGCAUUACGUUCACCAAAGUAUAAAAAAUUACAGGAUUUAUUUAAUCAUGUUGACUUUUGUUCUGUUAUUUAGUGUUUAGAUUGUGGGCGGAUUCAGAGAAAAUCAGCCAGAUUUCAUCAAAAUAUCCCCAAAUCCUCCUCAGAACAUCUGGUUCUUCAUCUCCAGUAACUUUAUCAGUGAUCAGAGUUCCACCUUCACAUGUUUCCCGAGUUAUAAACGGGAGUCCAAACUUUUUUUUUCUCUACUGAAGAUCGCCCCCGAAAAGACUCAAAAUCCCCACAGAUGACACGAAAUAACCUCAAAAAGACAUAAAAUCACCACAAAAUCACUUCUAAAUUACACCAAAAAUGCUGCAAACAUGCACAAAAAGACACAAAGUAACGACAAAAUGUGCAAAAUCAAUUAUAAAAUACUCAAAAUCCCCACAAAUGAUUAGAAAUUACCUCAAAAUGACACAAAAUUGCCACGAAACACCACAAAAUCACUUUUAAAUUACACCAAAAAUGCUGCAAACAUGCACGAAAAGACACAAAAUGACGACAAAAAUGUGCAAAAUCAAUUAUAAAAGACUCAAAAUCACCACAAAUGAUUAGAAAUUACCUCAAAAAGACGUAAAAUCACCAUGAAAAGGAGAGAUGUUUGUGAUCAUUUGGGGUUAUUUUGGACGUCUUUUGAGUCAUUUUGCACAGGCUUAUGGGGUAAAAGUGUCUUUUCUGACCAUGACUACAACAAUGAAUCUGUAGUCCUGACAGUGAAGCACAGAGGUGGAAGUUUAAUGAUACGUAGCUGGAGAAAAACUGGAACAAAGCAUGUUCUGGGUAAACUUUAAGGCUCGUAUCGUCAUGUGUUUAAGAAGAAACCAGGGUUACUUUUCCUAUGAAUGCUUCGUAUUUCUUUUCUUUGGUGAACGCAGCGACUUUCUCCAUCUGAGCCAAACCAGAAGAACUUUUUAUUCUUGUUUAACGGAUCACAGGAAGGUUUUCAGAUUUCCAGAUCCUUUCCUGCUGUUACAGAGAGGUCGGUUGUGUUUGCAGACGAAUUAAAAACUCAGACGGGAUCUAUUUCUGUCCGUUUAAAGUGUUCUUGGUGAGUCUUUAAGUGUUUGUCGGCGACUUUUAUUUAUGACCAUCCAACAGGUCUGGUUCAGAUUAUUUAAGCCGGGAUUUCCAAAACGUUUGUCGUAGUUUUGUUUGUCCCUCAUGCAGACCUCCAGACUCUUAAAGUUUAGAUUUAUAUCAUGAAAAUAAAACUGAAAAAUGAACUUUUAA
Messenger RNA from Acanthochromis polyacanthus (spiny chromis), 2978 nucleotides. RefSeq names its product xylosylprotein beta 1,4-galactosyltransferase, polypeptide 7 (galactosyltransferase I) (gene b4galt7). Gene Ontology annotation, biological process: proteoglycan biosynthetic process; carbohydrate metabolic process. Gene Ontology annotation, molecular function: xylosylprotein 4-beta-galactosyltransferase activity. The record is from RefSeq and is a predicted model, not a curated record. NCBI's taxonomy places the organism in Eukaryota, Metazoa, Chordata, Actinopteri, Pomacentridae.